Molecule: messenger RNA, 1693 nt
Organism: Darwinula stevensoni
Lineage: Eukaryota; Metazoa; Arthropoda; Ostracoda; Podocopida; Darwinulidae
Source: the annotation of a GenBank genome assembly
UCAGGAUGUCAUAUACAACAGCAUUCAUAAUGGAAGCUCAGAGGCUUGGGACUUUGGUGCCGCUCGGUGUCCCUCCCGUCGCCAAUGCGGACACCGAACUUAACGGUUUCCUCAUACCCAAGGGUACAAUGUUGCUGGAGAACAUUUGGUUGUGCCACUUCGACGAAAGGUACUGGGAAGCACCGAACGAGUUCAGGCCAGAGAGAUUCCUGGACGAGAAUGGGAACCUGCGAAGCAAUGUACCCAGCUUCCUUCCUUUCGGACUCGGAAGGAGGCAGUGCAUCGGGGAAUCUCUGGCCAAGAUGGAAUCGUUUCUCUUCGUGGCGAUAUUCAUGCAGAAGUUCUCAUUCUGCGUUCCUAAAGGACAUCCGAUUUCUUCCAAAGAGGGCGACGGGAGCUUCAUCGUCAACUGCCCGAAACCCUACAAGUUCAUCUUGAGGGGACCAUGGGGAGUACCUAUCCUGGGCUACGUGCCGUUCCUCUUCGGUCGCAACAUACUCGAGAAAUUCCAUCGCCUGAAGGUGAAACACGGCGACCUUUUCCACGUGAACCUAGCCGGGAAGGACGUGGUGGUCCUCAACGAAUGGCGCCUCGUUCGGGAGGCAUUCGGCAGGCCUCAGUUCAGCGAUAGGGCCGACCUCGUCUUCCUCCGGCUUUUCUCCGGUGGAAACAACGGAAAGCAGUUCGAGCACGGCGACCCCGAACUCCAGCAAUUCCUGGAUCGGCUGACGGUGGUCAAAGAGGAUUCAUUCGCUCUGGGGCCUUUGCAAGUCGCGCCCGGACUCCUUUAUUUCUGGCCGUCCGUCAACGCGGCCUAUCGGCGCUGCGUCCGGAACGUGCCCAAACUCCUUAGGAUUUUUUCUAAAGAAAUGGAAGAGCACAAGAAAUUAGACAGAGAAGACUCACCGAGGGAUUACAUCGAUGCGUAUCUGCAGAAGAUGAAGUCGGUGGAAGAAAGGGGCGGGCACUCCAACUUCACAGGUCAGCAGUUGUGCGUGAACGUGUCCGACCUGUUUUUCGCCGGGAGCGAGACGACGACGAACACGAUCCGAUGGUGCGUCCUUUUCCUCCUUCGACAUCCAGACGUGCAAAGGAGAAUCCAAUUCGAGGUGGAUGAAGUGGUGGGUCGGUAUAGGACGCCAUCCCUCCACGAUAGGCAUCAAUUGUCUCAAAGAAUCUGCGAUGAUGCUAUUUUCAGGAUGCCAUACACAGAAGCAUUCAUAAUGGAAGCUCAGAGGCUUGGGACUUUGGUGCCGCUCGGUGUCCCUCAUGUCGCCAAUGUGGACACCGAACUUAACAGUUUCCUCAUACCCAAGGGUACGAUGUUGCUGGGGAACAUUUGGUCGUGCCACUUCGACGAAAGGUACUGGGAAGCACCCAACGUAUUCAGGCCAGAGAGAUUCCUGGACGAGAAUGGGAACCUGCGAAGCAACGUACCCAGCUUCCUCCCUUUCGGACUCGGAAGGAGGCAGUGCAUCGGAGAAUCCCUGGCAAAGAUGGAAUUGUUUCUCUUCGUGGCGAUAUUCAUGCAGAAGUUCUCUUUCUGCGUUCCCAAAGGACAUCCGAUUCCUUCUAAAGAGGGCGACGGGAGCUUCAUCGUCAACUGCCCGAAACCCUACAAGUUCAUCUUGAGGAAUAGAUCCUACCCCGAGGAUCGAGUUCACGCGUGAUGGAUAAAAGGAAGAAACGCCAC